Molecule: messenger RNA, 625 nt
Organism: Cuscuta campestris
Lineage: Eukaryota; Viridiplantae; Streptophyta; Magnoliopsida; Solanales; Convolvulaceae
Source: the annotation of a GenBank genome assembly
AACAGCACCACCUCCGCCCCCGGAAUCAAAAAAAGGUUUUGCCGGCAUAGUCGGUGGCCUUCUUGCAAAGAAAGGGAAACGUGUCCAGUCUUCGACGAGUUCAAGUGGUACAACAGUAAGCUCGCACAACGAACUUGCUAUGUACCAGGGUGUGCCAUGCGAUUACGAUGACGACGAUGUCGAUUUUGACGUGCUCGGAUGGUGGAAGCGGAACGAACACAUAUUCCCAUGUCUCGGCAUGCUAGCAAGACAAGUGUUGUCCGUCCCAGUAUCAACCGUAGCAGUUGAACGAGAAUUCAGUGCUGGCGGCAACAUUCUAACCGACUACCGAAGUUGUCUUAACGCUGAAUCUCUUGAAACACUGGUUUGCAACCAAGAUUGGCUCUUGCCAAGACGUCGGGCUCAAGAGUCAUCGUACCAACUCGAAUCGGAGCAUUACAUGAAUGCAACCAUAGAUGGAAGUCCGAGUUCUGAAGAAUAAGUUAUAAUUUUUUUUUAUGUUAAUGUAAAUAUGUAAUUAAUUUUUUUAGGUGAGCGAUAUAUAAGCUCCUUCGAGGGUUUCUUUACGGUUCUUUACCUCGUCGCUUUUUUUGAACCGUCAGGAUAUUAAAUGUGGUUGUUCUUC